AUGAAUCCGUUCUCAUGGAGCGAUAAUGAAAGGUUAAAAUGGUUAAAAGAAUUCAUGUUCGAUGAAGAAACGAUUAAGAAUUUUGAAAAAACAACAACAGAUGAAAACGAUGAUUUAUUAGUUGACCCACUCAGAGAUGACCAGGAGAUUCACAAUCAUGAAGAAGAAAGUGACGAUGAUAAGAAUGAGCUGUCACCCGCUGAUGUGUAUUAUGAUGACAGCAACGAAGAAAAUGAUCUUUCUAAUGACACUCUCCCAAUAUUUGAAUCUCAUAAACAAUAUUCAAUGGAUGAUUUUCAAAAACAAUUUACCCGUUUUUUACUCGAACUUCGAGAGGAACACUUGUUGCCGUUGGGUAUUAUACGAUCGAUUAGUGACAAUGUUGUUUAUUUAUUAGACAUUGUUUUCAAUUUAAUAUCACAAAAAACGGAAAAAGUUGUUAAUCAAUCAAUAAAUAACGACAGAACUACAACAGGUACAACAGUGGAACACUUUGAUAUGAUUUUGGGUGUAUUAGACAACGUCCCUGAUACUGUUGAACGUACAACAAAAAGUGAGUAUCACUUUCACAAAUUAUGUGUAAAAUUUUUCAAUUAUUUAUCACCGAAAGAAAUACCGCUUACACCAGUACAAUCGCCGGUACCAAUACAAGCAAAAGUGAAGCAAGAUUAUGCCUAUUAUAUUCCACUUCACCAGUCGUUAUAUCGUAUAUUGUCAAAAGAAGAAAUGGUACCAUUGUUAAUCCACAAUAUUCGACAACAAAAAGAAAAAGUGAUUAAAGAUGACGAUCUUAUGUUCUCAUUUCGUGAUGGCAAAUUUGGAGAAAAUAUCAACGACAACUCCGUUGUUAAUACCAAUUAUUUGAAGGAUAAGGAGCGUUCACGACGUUUUUAUAAACCAAUUAUUGAAGAUUUGAACAGAUUACAAUCAAACGGGUUAACAAUUGACACGUUCGAUUCACAAUUAUUGUUUAAAUUUACGUCGAUAUCGGGUGACAAUCUUGCUGCACAUAACAUUGGCAAUUUUCAACAGUCGUUCAGUAGCGGAUAUUUUUGUCGCCGGUGUUUGGUUUCUUAUAAACUUCGAACAGUUCCGUUGACAGAUUUAUCCUUUCUUCCUCGAAAUGAAUCACAACAUAAUCAUUUUGUUCAGAUGACAAGAAUCAAUAAUCAAUCGGUAUAUGGCAUCGUCGGCGAAAGUGAUCUUAACGAGUUGAACGGUUUUCAUCCAACUACUUCAUUACCAGGCGACGUCAUGCAUGAUUAUUGCGAGGGUACCUGCCCAAUGAUCAUCAUGUGUAUGUUAAAAGAAGCCUCUCGGAAGAAACUUCUAACAUACGCCCAAAUAGAAGAACGCACAGACAAUUUUAUCUAUGGAUCAAAUGACAAAUCCGACAAACCACCCACGAUUCAAAUCAAACAUAUAAUCAAGGAACGUCUCUGUGGAAGCGCAUCACAAAAGCUAUUGUUAUUUCGAUUAUUCCCUAUUAUCUUUGCCGACGUCACUGAUCAGUUGGAAACAUUUGCUAUUUAUCUGGUAUUACGCGAAAUGGUGGAAAUUGUUUUAGCCCUUCCCAUUAGAAAGAGUUGGCUAUCGUACUUGAAAACAUUAGAAAUUCGUUUUCAGUGUUUAUUAUCGGCAUUAUUACCGGAUGAAAUGCCCCCGAAGGUGCACUUUUGUUGCGAAUAUUCCGGCAUUAUUCGUGAUUUCGGUCCACCAGUUCGUUAUUGGUGUAUGAGAUACGAAGGACGACAUUUUUAUUUCAAGAAAAUUGCAUUAAGAACGGGCAAUUUCAAGAACAUAUCAAAAACGUUAUCAACACGUAAUCAGUACAAGCAUUGUUUAUUGUUAAGUAAAUGUAAAUUUUUAAAGUUAUAUAACGAAACAUCAUGUGUUAAACAAACAAAAUUAAGUAAUUGCGAUGGUGAUGUGAAACAACUUUUAUAUGAAAAAUUUGACAUUGAAUGUUUAUCAUCAUCAAGAAGAAUUCUGGAAUGUCAAGUAUUAAUCCAUAAUCACGUCGCGUAUAAACAGAAUUCUGUUAUGGUGUAUGAUGUCAUUCACGAAGAAGACACACCAUUAUUUUUACGUAUUCAUCACAUAUUCAAAAUUAACACAAAUUGGGUAUUAAUUAUUGAAUAUUUGACAACCGAGUUGUUUGAUUGUCAUUUAUCCGCGUAUGAGUUGACAGCAACUGGUAUCCUCAAAGCUAUUUCUCCGAAUGAUAUAGAAUAUUAUCAUAAACCACUGGAUAUUUACCUCGUGAAUGGUGUUUCGUUUGUUAGUCUUUCGUCUCGUGUGACAAAACAUUAA
This is a messenger RNA of Didymodactylos carnosus, 2313 nucleotides long. The record is from the annotation of a GenBank genome assembly. NCBI's taxonomy places the organism in Eukaryota, Metazoa, Rotifera, Eurotatoria, Philodinida, Philodinidae.